Messenger RNA from Chelonoidis abingdonii (Abingdon island giant tortoise), 1224 nucleotides. The record is from RefSeq and is a predicted model, not a curated record. Lineage: Eukaryota; Metazoa; Chordata; Testudines; Testudinidae.
UUUAGACUGAAUGAACAAGCGAGUGAGGAAAUUUUGAAAGUAGAACAGAAAUACAACAAACUCCGCCAACCAUUCUUCCAGAAGAGGUCAGAACUGAUCGCCAAAAUCCCAAAUUUCUGGGUAACAACAUUUGUCAACCACCCACAAGUAUCUGCACUCUUGGGGGAAGAAGAUGAGGAGGCACUGCAUUAUUUGACCAGAGUUGAGGUGACAGAGUUUGAAGACAUCAAAUCAGGUUACAGAAUAGAUUUUUAUUUUGAUGAGAAUCCAUACUUCGAAAAUAAAGUUCUCUCCAAAGAGUUUCAUCUGAAUGAGAGUGGAGAUCCAUCUUCAAAAUCAACUGAGAUCAAAUGGAAAUCUGGGAAGGACCUGACAAAGCGCUCAAGCCAGACACAGAACAAGGCCAGUAGGAAGAGGCAGCAUGAAGAACCAGAAAGCUUCUUUACCUGGUUCACUGACCACUCUGAUGCAGGUGCUGAUGAACUAGGAGAAGUCAUCAAAGAUGACAUCUGGCCAAAUCCAUUGCAAUACUACUUGGUUCCUGAUAUGGAUGAUGAAGAAGGUGAAGGAGAGGAAGAUGAUGAUGAUGAUGAAGAGGAAGAAGGGUUGGAGGAUAUUGAUGAAGAAGGAGAUGAAGAUGAGGGAGAAGAAGAUGAAGAUGAUGAUGAGGGAGAAGAAGGAGAGGAAGAUGAAGGAGAAGAUGACUAAUUAAACACUGAUGGAUUCCAACACCCAUCCCUUCUUUUCUUAUCUUUUAAUUUUUCUCCAGUCCCUGGGAGCAAGUUGCUGUCUUUUUUUUUUUUUUUCUUUUCCUUCCUCCCUUGUGCUCAGUCGCCUUGUUCUCUUGAGGUCUCUUUUUCUCUCCUCUACACCAUGGUUCACCAUUUAUUUUGGGGGAAAUACCCUGAGCAGAAUACAGUGGAAAAUAAAAUCUCUACCAGUUUCUGUUCCAAGUUCAUUUUUAUCCCUUUCUGUCUAAAAACAAAAACUGUUUAUGGAAUCAACACACCAUGUUCUGUGGGAAAAAAGAAAACCUUCUGCUCCCUUCACUCUGCUGGAAGCUGAAGAGUGCUAGGCCCCUGUGUAGUAGUGCAUAGAUUCUAGCUUUUUUCCUUCUUUCUCUGUAUAUUGGGCUCAGAGAUUAGUGUCUCUAUGUGAAUAUGGACAGUUAGCAUUUACCAACAUGUCUGUCUACUUUCUCUUGUUUAAAAAAAAUUAAAAAAC